This is a messenger RNA of Hippopotamus amphibius kiboko, 522 nucleotides long. RefSeq names its product AP-2 complex subunit sigma-like. Gene Ontology annotation, biological process: protein transport; clathrin-dependent endocytosis. The record is from RefSeq and is a predicted model, not a curated record. NCBI's taxonomy places the organism in Eukaryota, Metazoa, Chordata, Mammalia, Artiodactyla, Hippopotamidae. The transcript has a single exon. Gene Ontology annotation, molecular function: clathrin-cargo adaptor activity. Gene Ontology annotation, cellular component: intracellular membrane-bounded organelle; AP-2 adaptor complex. Bases 64 to 492 code for a protein of 142 amino acids.
CCAGAGCCGGAGCUGCCCAGAAGCCGCGGGACCGGGGCCACUGGGGGCCGCACGGGGGUCCCCAUGAUCCGCUUCAUCCUCAUCCAGAACCAGGCAGGCAAGACACGCCUGGCCAAGUGGUACAUGCAGUUUGAUGAUGAUGAGAAACAGAAGCUGAUCGAGGAGGUGCACGCCGUGGUCACUGUCUGCGAUGCCAAACACACCAACUUUGUGGAGUUCCGGAACUUCAAGAUCAUUUACCUACGCUACGCCGGCCUCUACUUCUGCAUCUGCGUGGACAUCAAUGACAACAACCUGGCCUACCUGGAGGCCAUCCACAACUUUGUGGAGGUUUUAAACGAAUAUUUCCACAAUGUCUGUGAACUGGACCUGGUGUUCAAUUUCUACAAGGUUUACACGGUCGUGGAUGAGAUGUUCCUGGCCGGCGAGAUCCGAGAGACCAGCCAGACGAAGGUGCUCAAACAGCUGCUGAUGCUGCAGUCCCUGGAGUGAGGGCGGGCCGGUCCCUCCUGCCCUGGUCCC